GAUAUAAAAACCAACGUCGGCAACGUAGGCAUUUAGAAAAAUCACUUUAUCGACGUCGAUCAAGUUUCUCAAUAUGUUUCACUUCACCUUAACAUUUAACCUUAACGCGAUUUUCUCCACGGUUUUUGGGGGAAGUGAUCAUUAGACGUUUGAAAUCAAGUGUUAGGGCGAUUUUCGGGGAUAAUUAUAUAAUAGAAAGCGAAAUGUGUGCUCUAGUCAGCCACUAUGAACAUUGAUAACAAGCCUCAAUGCGCCUUGUAGUCUAGCAUCAAACGGACCUCUGUAGAUAGACUUUCUAUUUUUUUUAAUUUUUUUUUCCUUCCGAAACUCUCCUACUCAUUUUAUCACGGUCAUGUUUCGUUUCGUCUCGUCCAGAUGAUAUCGAAUUGUUGUAACAUUCCAAUGUUCAAUAACUACUAGAUGACGUAAAGGAAUAAUUUUUGUUUCUCGAAUAUUUGACACUCGUUUCGGUUACUUCGAAUGGGAAAUUCCUUGUUUGAGAUCGAUCAAAAUGCCCGACAUUAAUUCCGGGUGGUACAAAUACUGUCUCGCGACUGAAAUAAGUCGCUGUUACUAAUCGAAUCUACCUUGCUCCUGUUUGUCAAAAUUUUAUGCUAAUUUAACACCGAUAUCGAACGAGUGGUAACACUCGACUUAGUGUGUACUCGAGAUGCCUAGAUGGAUAUUAUAAUCGAAAGCUGGCACUAUUUCUCCUCUCUGGACUUCUUUUAAAAGAGUUCGAGGAGGGGAUCUCUACUUGGAAGGAAUUAACCGACUCGAUCGAUACCUAAAUACCUAGGCAUUUAUUUUUUUAACAAUCUUACGUUGUGUAUCUUUAAAGUUAUGUGGAAGUGGCAUCGAAGAGGUCAUUUAUGAGACUUUUCCCAGAACUGGGUGUACCGAAUCGUAUCAAAUUUUACAGUAAAUAAUUUGGAGGUUAUGAAGAAUGUCUCGACACCCAUAAAAUUUCAAUUUUUUUUUUUUAUAAGAAAUGAAAUUUUAUGCGUCUCGGGGCCUUUCUCAUGACCUACAUAUUCACGGUGUAAAGUUUGAAAAUGUUUGGUACACCCUGCUUGUGAGAAAAGUUUUGUCGACUGGGCCUCUUCCGUGCCCCUUUCGUAUCACCUUAAGGCAGAGUACCCGACAAACGCUUGGCAUUAAAUCAAAUUUUACGCCAAUUAUAGAUAACAUUAGAUUACGUACAUCAUAUUAAUCUAAGGUGUAUUAUUAUAGUUAUUAUAAUUAUCAUUACUAUUAUACGUAAAAUGGAGUUGUCACUUCCAUGAAGAACGUGUGCUUGACUAUUAAUAUAUAUAUAUUUAUCGUUACAUAAGGACGAAUCUGUAAGUGCUGUGCGUGAACAUUGAAAUUGUCGAAUCUCUAAUACCCUUCCAGUCCUUGAAACACAACCAAAAUGAACUUCUGCGAUCUUUAGUAUUUUAUUUUUCAUCGUAAGAGCAAUAUUUGAUGAUAAUUCGUGGGCAUUUAUCUUUUAAAAUUAUAUUACCGUCGAUUUGAUGUUAUGCACAUUAUCUUCGUGUCUUUGAAAUGAAAGCUUUCGUUGAGCCGAAGUGUUUCAUAUGCAUACGUAUGACCGGAACAAUUGUUUUAACACUUGUGACUAAACCUACACAACAGUACUCUGUGGAUUAGUCGGCUAUAAAUAUGACGAGUUUUACCCUAGGAGGAUUAGGAGAGUUAGGAACGAAGCAAGGUGACGGGGAAGAAUUCUGUCUUCUUUGUACGAUCAAAAUUAAUGAGUAUAUGUACUAUCAUUGUACAUGUUACGUCGAGGUACCAUUUCGUUUGUUAAUCGGAAUGGAAGUUAGGGUACUAUCGUUUAACUUUCAAGUAGCAAGUAAAAUGCAUCGUUCUUAAACUUCUUGUUCCAAUGAAAUAAAGACGCGUAUGUAUUCCAUAUGAAGGUAUUGUUAUUCACUGAUGUAGCUUUCGGCGAGGGGAACAUCUCGUCCAUAAGAGACGAUUAAAGCACUCAACGAUUUUUAUCUAUAUUGUUUCUCCAGAGACUGAGAGUGCUCACUAUUUAAUAUAAUUCAUUUUCUCUCCCAAUUUUAAUUCCAAUUACUGCGAACAUUAACGCAUAUUUUCACUGAAAACAUCUGAUAUUCACCAGAACCAAUGAGGGACAAGGUGCAAGCGCAGAUGUUCCGAAGUUAGGUUAGGUUAGGUUAAGUCGGCAGUCACGCACAGGCGGGUGAAACCAUGGACUAGGGUAGGAUAUUCAUCCCACUGCGCGUGCGCGUCGACACGUCGAGAGUGAGGAACCAAUCAGAAUCGAGCUUUACACUUGUCAAAUUUUUUCCGCGAUUCUGAUUGGCCGGUUAGGUUGCCGCGCUCGGAAUGGUAGGUGCUAUAGGGGUCGCCAAUAGUUUCCGACAAGGGCACUCGAGAGUGAAGAAAACCUCACAUAACCUCACAUAACCUGUUCGCCGAGCGCGACGUGUCGAGACACGCAUUUCGUCGCUUCUGAUGUCCUUUGGCUAGUUUUCCUGCCGGCGAAGAGAAAGAACAAAACGGGACCAUUUGGAGAAGUCGACGAACCGCGUUGGCGCGUUCACGCUGGCGGAAAGGUUAUGGAUAACUUUUUUAAGAUCGAAAAGAUUGGCGAAGGAACCUAUGGCGUUGUUUACAAAGCGAAGGAUAAGCUGACCGGGAAACUGGUGGCCCUUAAAAAGAUACCCUUGGAAACGGAAAGCGAGGGCGUGCCAUCCACUGCCAUUCGAGAGAUAUCGCUGCUCAAGGAAUUGGUUCAUCCAAAUGUGGUUCAGUUGUUGGAUGUGGUGGAAGGCGAGAAACACCUUUACCUGGUAUUUGAAUUCCUUCAACAGGAUCUUAAGAAAUUAUUGGACUCGGUGAAAACUGGCUUGGAACCGAUGCUAGUUAAGAGUUAUUUAUGGCAACUGCUCAAAGGCAUCGCCUUCUGCCAUCUUCAUCUCACUCUGCACAGAGACUUGAAGCCUCAGAAUUUAUUGAUCGACCGAGAAGGUUUCAUCAAGCUGGCUGAUUUUGGACUCGCCAGAGCCUUCGGCGUUCCUGUCAGAACUUAUACACACGAAGUCGUGACUUUGUGGUAUCGGGCUCCUGAGAUUCUUCUAGGCACAAAGUUGUAUUCUACUGCGGUCGAUGUGUGGAGCCUCGGCUGUAUUUUUGCAGAGAUGGCAACAAGGAGGGCUUUGUUUCCCGGUGACUCGGAGAUAGAUCAGUUGUUUAGGAUAUUUCGCACGUUAGGCACUCCGGAUGAAACAAUGUGGCCUGGCGUUUCCCAACUUCCUGAUUACAAGUCGAUGUUUCCAAGAUGGGAAGCUCGCAGCUUGGAGGAAGUCGUGCCUUCGUUCGAUGCAGAUGCCAAAGAUUUGCUCCGCAAACUGUUGACCUACGACCCCAACAAUAGGAUACCGGCAAUGUCAGCACUGGAGCAUCCAUACUUCCAUGGAGUGAAAUUGGUACCUCCGCCACUUCCAAAGAAAGACUGAACGUCGCUAUAAUUUUCUCUCAUUACAUUUAGCCGUAGACCGUAUUUAAGAUUAUCGUUAAGUAAGGUAAAUACAGUGAGAAUUUGAAUACUGCGUGUACAAACUCUCAUUAUUAGUCGAGGAGUGUCGAGGCGUCCGGGUUAAGUCCAAGAUGCUUUUCUUCGUUUAUUUCUCUUUCUUUCUUUUCUUUCCACGUGAAGUGUUGGAAAUUAUUUAUCACGGCGCUCGCAGAGACCUAGCCUUUUGUAAAGAAACAUAGAAAGCGUUCAAGUGUUGAUAAUAUAUUUUAUUUUUGUAAGUCGACUUAUUACAGUUACCAGAAGGGAAUUCGA
Messenger RNA from Orussus abietinus, 3826 nucleotides. Its product is annotated as cyclin-dependent kinase 2. Gene Ontology annotation, molecular function: cyclin binding; cyclin-dependent protein serine/threonine kinase activity; ATP binding. Gene Ontology annotation, cellular component: cytoplasm; cyclin-dependent protein kinase holoenzyme complex; nucleus. Gene Ontology annotation, biological process: protein phosphorylation; signal transduction; regulation of gene expression. The record is from RefSeq and is a predicted model, not a curated record. NCBI's taxonomy places the organism in Eukaryota, Metazoa, Arthropoda, Insecta, Hymenoptera, Orussidae. Bases 2595 to 3494 code for a protein of 299 amino acids. The transcript has 5 exons.